This is a messenger RNA of Adineta ricciae, 594 nucleotides long. Lineage: Eukaryota; Metazoa; Rotifera; Eurotatoria; Adinetida; Adinetidae. The record is from the annotation of a GenBank genome assembly.
AUGAGUAUCUACCGAAAUGUGAAAUGCGUCGUCGUCGGUGAUGGAGCGGUCGGAAAAACAUGCUUACUUAUGUCAUAUACCACCAAUGCUUUUCCGGGUGAAUAUAUCCCAACAGUAUUUGACAACUAUUCUGCAAAUAUGAUGGUUGAUAAUGAACCAGUUAAUCUCGGCUUAUGGGACACAGCUGGCCAAGAAGAUUAUGAUCGUCUUCGUCCGUUAUCUUAUCCUCAAACCGAUGUGUUUCUCGUGUGUUACAGUGUUGUGAAUCCUGCUUCCUUUGAUAACGUUCGCGCCAAAUGGUCACCCGAAAUCAAACACAAUAAUCCGGACACACCAGUUGUUCUUGUCGGAACAAAAUUAGAUUUACGCGACGAUAAACACACCGUCGAAAAACUUCUAGCAAGGAAAUCAACACCAAUCACAACACAAAAAGGUUCAGUAAUGGCACAGGAAAUUGGUGCUGUCGCCUAUAUUGAAUGUUCAGCAUUGACACAAAAGAAUCUAGCACGUGUCUUCGAUAUUGCCAUUCGGGCAGGACUUGGAAAAUAUCCCCAAAUGAAACAACGCAAGAAGCAACAAUGCCUUCUAUCCUAA